Molecule: messenger RNA, 576 nt
Organism: Aspergillus thermomutatus
Lineage: Eukaryota; Fungi; Ascomycota; Eurotiomycetes; Eurotiales; Aspergillaceae
Product: HHE domain protein
Exons: 2
Coding region: 1-576 (191 amino acids)
Source: RefSeq, a predicted model, not a curated record
AUGCUCGGACGCAUCACCGACACAGUCAAGCAGGACCACCGCGAGAUCGAAGCCUGCUACCAGAAGAUCAUCAAUGCGUCGAACCGCGACGAGCAGACCCGCUUCCAGAAUCUGUUCACCUGGGAACUAGCCCGGCACGCGAUCGGCGAGGAGCUCGUCGUGUAUCCUGCUUUCGAGAAACAUCUCCCGGAUGGAAUUGCCAUGGCGGAUAAGGAUAGAAGAGAACACCAAACUGUGAAAGAGAAACUCAAGAAAUUCCAGAACCUCGACCCCUCCAGCCCCGACUUCAUGCCCACCCUCAACUCCCUCAUGCAGGAUCUCUCGCAGCAUAUCAAGGAAGAGGAAACGAACGACCUCAUCCAACUCGACCAGGCGCUCUCCAAAGACGACAGCGUCGGUCUUUCCAAGUCCUUCGAGCGGACCAAGAUCUUCGUGCCGACGCGCUCGCAUCCCAGUGCGCCUGACAAGCCACCGUUCGAGACGGCCGUGGGAUUGUUAACGGCGCCGAUUGAUCAGGUUGCGGAUUUGUUCCGGAAGUGGCCACAUGAGGGGCAGCAGGCGCCUAUGAAUCAUUAG